Molecule: messenger RNA, 368 nt
Organism: Somion occarium
Lineage: Eukaryota; Fungi; Basidiomycota; Agaricomycetes; Polyporales; Cerrenaceae
Source: the annotation of a GenBank genome assembly
AAAGCCGCAAGCGUUACUGGAAAUGAAAAGGCACAUGGCGAGAACGUCCAAUUCUCAAGCAUGGGACGCUUUAACAGCGCCAAAAGUGUGGAGAAAAGGCAUUCAGACACAGCACAACUCGUAUUGCAGUCGCACACGGCGGUGAAUGGAGAGGUAAUCCACCCAAUUCAUAGUGUGACACUCGGAAUGGAACAACCUGGUCCCCAUUCUGGUCAUUGGGUGCCUCUUCACCGUGCCGGAAGCAGAGUCAUAACUGCUGAAACGCUUCAUUCCAUCCUCCGCCACGAACGCCAGGGAUGUAACAGUAGAGAUAGUGGCCGGGAAUGAAACAAACGCAUAGAUAGUUGGAAGAAAUUAAUCUUUCCACC